Molecule: messenger RNA, 3887 nt
Organism: Leucoraja erinaceus (little skate)
Lineage: Eukaryota; Metazoa; Chordata; Chondrichthyes; Rajiformes; Rajidae
Product: serum amyloid P-component-like
Source: RefSeq, a predicted model, not a curated record
UGUGAGGAGGAUGCUAGGAGGCUGCAAGGUGACUUGGAUAGGCUGGGUGAGUGGGCAAAUGCAUGGCAGAUGCAGUAUAAUGUGGAUAAAUGUGAGGUUAUCCACUUUGGUGGCAAAAACAGGAAAGUAGACUAUUAUCUGAAUGGUGGCCGAUUAGGGAAAGGGGAGAUGCAACAAGACCUGGGUGUCUUGGUACACCAGUCAUUGAAAGUAGGCAUGCAGGUGCAGCAGGCAGUGAAGAAAGCGAAUGGUAUGUUAGCAUUCAUAGCAAAAGGAUUUGAGUAUAGGAGCAGGGAGGUUCUACUGCAGUUGUACAGGGUCUUGGUGAGACCACACCUGGAGUAUUGCGUACAGUUUUGGUCUCCUAAUCUGAGAAAAUACAUUAUUGCCAUAGAGGGAGUGCAGAGAAGGUUCACCAGACUGAUUCCUGGGAUGUCAGCUUUCAUAUGAAGAAAGACUGGAUAGACUCGGCUUGUACUCGCUAGAAUUUAGAAGAUUGAGGGGGGAUCUUAUAGAAACUUACAAAAUUCUUAAGGCGUUGGACAGGCUUGAUGCAGGAAGAUUGUUCCCGAUGUUGGGGAAGUCUAGAACAAGGGGUCACAGGUUAAGGAUAAGGGGGAAAUCUUUUAGGACCGAGAUGAGAAAAACAUUUUUCACACAGAGUGGUGAAUCCCUGGAAUUUUCUGCCACAGAAGGUAGUUGAGGCCAGUUCAUUGGCUAUAUUUAAGAGGGAGUUAGAUGUGGCCCUUGUGGCUAAAGGGAUCAGGGGAUAUGGAGAGAAGGCAAGUACAGGAUACUGAGUUGGAUGAUCAGCCAUGAUCAUAUUGAAUGGCGGUGCAGGCUCGAAGGGCCGAAUGGCCUACUCCUGCACCUAUUUUCUAUGUUUCUAUUUUAUUGCUCAAUCUCGUGUGGUUAUACGCCACUUGCCCUUCUAAGAAGUUGAUGGGAUCUAUGCGAUCCUUGGCCGGCGUGGACACGGUGAGGGGAGGGGCCUGUUUCUGCGUUGUAUCCCUAAAGUCUAAAGCUUGUAAAAGACAUUAUACAUAGGUUGAAAUACACAAAAAAUUAAUGAAUACCUUAAUAUUAGCACAAAAGGCCGUAUGUCUUUAGUGCAACACAUGUUAGUCCAUAGUUUAGUUUAUGAGCCUGAUGGUUUGUGGGAAGAGGCUAUUCUUAAACCUGGUCACAGUUCUCCCUCCUGUACCUUCUACCUGAUGGUAGUGGUGAGAUGCGAGUGUGGCCAGGUAGUGCAAGUCUUUGAUGAUGCUGGCUGCCUUUAUGAGGCAGUGUCUCCUAUAGAUUCCUUCAAUGGUGGGGAGGUCAGUACCUGUGAUGGGCUGGACAAUGCCCACCACUUCUCAUAAUCUUUGUUCCUGGACAUUCAGCUUGCCACACCAAGCCGCGCUGCAGCCAGUUAAUAUGCUCUUCCAUGCAUCUGUAGAAAUUCACAAAGUAUUUGUUGAUAUUACGAAUCUCCUCAACCUUCAAGUCGAGGCAUUGAUGGACUUUCUUUAUGAUUACAUCAAAGUGCUGGGUCCAGGACAGAUCUUCAGAGAUAUGCAUGACCAGGAACUUGAAGUUGUAGACUCCCUCCAACACCCAUCUGUCGAUGAAGACAGGUUGAAGGAUCCUUGGCUUCCAUCUUCUAGAGUCACCAAUGAUCGAGAUUGCCGCUGCUGGAAUCUGGAGCAAAGAACAAACUACUGGAGAAACUCAGCGGAUCCAGUAGUGUCUGUAAAGGCAGAGGGAUAGUCGAUGCUUCAGGUCGAGACUCUGCAGCAGGACUACAUUAACCUUCAAAUGCUAGGCAUUGAAAACUAUCCUGAUAGACUCUGUAUCAGGAAUCCAAGCAUUGAAAUCCCACUGAGUAUAAUGGGCUCAUUUAUUUACAUAGACCGUCUUACAUAUUGAGUCAUAGUGCUAUACAGCAGGGAAUCAGGCCAUUCGGCCCAAGUCGUCCGACUUGUUCCUACAUCUACUCUGACUAAAUCCCUGGAAUUGGCUCCCGAAAGAGUGGGGGGAGGGCAGGGGAAGACCUGCGAUUGGGUGGGGGCUGUUUCUCAUCUCCCAGGAAGAGUGAGUCAGAUUGUCUCGUUCCACAUCAACUUCCUCACUAUCUGAUGCCAACGGAGCAGACCGUUGAUGUCGACACACAGAGCAGUGACGGCUCUCUGAGUAUCACCCCCUCAGUUCCCUCCUGCGAUUGGCGGUGACUGGGUUCAGCAGAAUAUAAAUUGCAGCAGCUUGUGCCCAGGGUAUUGGACCCUGUUGAGGUGAAACCGGCUUGUUGGAGACAGACACAGUGAGUACCAGAGGGACUGUCUGUGUGUUGCUGACACACGGGACUGGCUGCUGGUUCUCAGUUUCAAUGGGAUUGGCACCAAAUGAAUUGAAUUGGGGAUUCUUUGUUUCAACAGAUCGGAGGCAAGAUGAAGCCCAUCAUUCCAAUUGUGCUUGUGAUGUGCAUUUACCUGUCAGGAUCGGUCAGUGCAGGUGGGAGAGGUAGAUCAGCCAUGAUUGAAUGGCAGAGUAGACUUGAUGACAGAUUGUCAGCCUUUACUGUCUGCUUCAGGGCUGCAUCAGAUGAAUGCCGCGACUAUAGUUUGUUCUCCUACGCAACAGAUUGCCACCACAACAAACUGCUGAUUUGGCAAAUGGCUAAUGGUUGUGUCUCCCUGUAUUUAAGGAAUUAUUUUAUCAAGUUCUCCCUCCCCAAAAUGGAUUCCUUACUGAGACAUAAGACCUGGGAAUCGAGAGAGGGUGCGGUAACAGUCUGGAUCAAUGGGGAACGCAGUCUGCAGAAGUUCGGCACGAGGGGUUUGUAUGUGAGAGGUGGUGGUCAGUUUAUUCUUGGUCAGGAGCAGGACAAAGUUGGUGGAGAUUUUGACGGUGGUCAGUCCUUUGUUGGGGAGAUGACUAACGUUAACAUGUGGAGUUAUGUUCUAAAACCCAGGGAGAUUAUUUUGGUAAGUCACGGGUGUUGUGGAAUCGGAGGCAAUAUCAUCAACUGGGGAAAAACAAGAUAUACAGCUGGAGGGAGUGUGAUGAUUGAAGACAACAUGGACUGCAAAAUUUGAAUACAUUGGCUCCAAAAAGCAUUUAAAUGCGCAGAGGGGAACACAAUCUCCUCAAACUACUCUUGCUGAAUAUGACCUCGCUUUGCGAUCUUUCCUCUCUAAACCAGAUUAGUAGUAGAAGUAAUGUUGAUUCCAGAAUAAAGGGCUGUUUACAUCGGGGUAAGGGACAACUCACUGUCCUUCCAGUUUCUCAUCACCCUCAGUGACAGGGUAAUGGCUUCAAACUCAGUACACUAGAGUCUUGGCCAUUCUCCGUCACACAUUGAGAUAGGGAUGGGGAGUGGGGAACCAUGGUGGAUGUCUACAGGGAUCAGCAGGGUGUAAACCCCAGGGCACUGCCCCACACACUGACCCUUGACUGAAGCCCAGGGACUGCUCAGAACAGACAAGUCCGCCCUCUUUAACCAGACUCCCCUCCUCUUCCAUUCUGCUGGAGCCCUUCCUCAAAUCCCACUGGGAAUAGUUGGGCAUCCCAGUUAAAAGAUGCAGCAGUACAGAGCAGUGUCCAGGGCAUUUGGUGCCAUCUCUCUGACACACACAUGUAGACAAGAAAGUGUCAGGGGCACAGGGGUGGUGGUGAUGGGCAGACACGGACUGUGGGAAAGUCCCUGUGGUGGAGGCUGAUCCUGUCUUGAUUUAGAUUGUGCUGAUUGGAAUUAUUACUGUCUCUCUGUAUUUAACCUCUUAAUUUCACAUUGUUUGUUACACCAAGGUUUGGAAAGCUCACAAUGUGUUCUGUGCUUCCAGUGAUUGUGAUUAAACUGUAACAUUGCAGCUUCAUCAGCUUAAUAAACAAGCAUCAAAACAGAA